GGUCCCGGUGCCCCCCGCUCCCCGCCGGCCCCCCCGCCGGCCCCUCUCCCCUCACCAUGUCGGCGCCGGGCUGGGCGCCCACGCACGUGCAGGUGACGGUGCUGCGGGCGCGGGGGCUGCGGGCCAAGGCGGCGGCGGGCGGCAGCGACGCGUACGCGGUGAUGGCGCUGGGCCGGGACAAGUUCUCCACGUCGGUGGCCGAGCGCUGCCAGGGCCGGCCCGAGUGGCGCCAGGAGGCCACCUUCGAGCUGCCGCCGCGGGCCGCCGCCGCCGCCGCCGCCCUGCGCCUCACCGUGCUGCACCGCGCCCUCGUCGGCGUCGACAAGUUCCUGGGCCGCGCCGAGGUUGACCUGGCGGCGCUCCGGGGGGACGGCGGCCGCCGGCACACCAGGUGGUACAAGCUUCGCUCCAAACCAGGGAAGAAGGAAAAGGAGAGAGGGGAGAUUGAAGUGGAUAUCCAGUUCAUGAGGAGCAACUUGACAGCCAGCAUGUUUGAUUUGUCCAUGAAAGACAAGUCUCGCUCUCCGUUUGGCAAGAUCAAAGACAAGCUCAAGGGGAAGAGGAGCAGUGGGCUCUCUGACACGGCAUCGGAGAUCGUUCCCAGCACGACUCACUCCCCAGCUGAUAGCGAAGAUGAGUCAGCCGAGAAGGAGAAGAAGAAAUCAAAGUUCAAAACCCUGUUUUCCAAACCUGGCCUGAAGAAGACUUCCCUCUCCCAGUCCAUGUCCGUCCUGCCUACGCCUCAGCCCGGGGCCGAGCGGGUCAGGCUGCGGCCCAGCGACUUUCAGUCGCAGUGGGAUGACGAGGAGUCGGAGACCUCUCCAACCUCAGAAAGAGCCUUUGGAAAUGCCCUGGAAGAGAAGUCUCCUUCUCCAGUACUUAAAUCUCGUAAAACAGCAACUUUGGACAACAGGCAACUAAACCAAACAACCACUAGCAACACCAAGAAAGAAGGGCUCUCCUUAUUCAGCGGCCUUAAAUCCAAAAAUGAUCCGGUCUCCAAGUCCAGUCUGUGUAUCAAUGGCAGUCACGUUUAUAUGGAGGAGAGCGCGCUGAAGGACAGCACUCCAGCGUCUUCCCCCUCUCCUCUCAACUUCAGGAGGAAGCAGCUCUUUGCUUCAGAAGAGAACCUGUCUUCCAGGUCUGCUAAAGGACCUGAAGAGGUGGGCGGAACAUCUCCCAGCAACGCUUUGUCUGGGUCUGCAUCCCUGGAGACCUUUAAAUCCAUGACGUUGCCAUCAUACAAAUUGCUUAGCAGUGAAGAGAAGCUGGAAACCAGCAUGCCCCUGACCGUCGAGGUCAUUAAAGAGACCAAAAAAACGGACCACAAAAAGUCUGCCUUGCUUUCCCUGGUCACAGGGAAGAAGGAAGCAGCGAAAACCAGUGACGCUGAAAGAAUUCCAGAGAGGACUCCGAAGGAAGAGGAAACCAAGGCUGCAGAAGAGAAAAGUGAACAGGAGGCCAAACGUCUUGAGUUUUCAGCAGACUUAAGCAGAGGAAGUCCUCCAGAAGACAGUCACCUAGAAGAAGUCCCCACGAAUAAACAACCGCUCAACCCUUUUGAGGAAGAGCAGAAACCUGAAAAGGCUGCUGCACCAGCGAAGACCAAAGCUGUGAAACCCAGACUGGGCGUGCCUGCACAGGAGGAAACCAAAGCCACGCUUCCUACUCUUGCACCUGACUCCCUUCCCGCUUUUCUUUCUGUACCCCGUAUCAGUAGCGAAAAUAAUCCCUUUAUUUCUAAAACGGGACAAGAAGUCACAGUGCCAGGCUCUGAAAGCAUUACUAGUUCUUCUGCAUCUCUCCCUCCUCCUCUCGCUGCAGAGCUUUUGAGUGGCAAGAACCCCUUCAGUCCCACCUGGGAGAGGGCGUCCCCGGCCCUGGGUUCUGAGCACGCUGCCCGUUUGCCCCACCAUCCCGCAGCCCCUGUUCCCAAAGCUCCCCUUCCCGGGCAGGUGUCUGGUAGUGGCAAUAAUCCUUUCGCUUCUGACUGGGGGCAGGGUCCCGAAAGCUCUGCCACGCGUGCUUCCUGGGCUGCCUCUCCUCCGCCUGCGCCUUCCCUCCCUUCUGGUCGCCACCUCAAUGGCAAUAACCCCUUUGUGUCCCAGCCCGCAGGGGGACCAGGCGUGCCAGGUUGCCAAGCUGUGGCCGGUUCUUCCCCCUUCUGCCCUCCCUGUGACGCAGGCUGUUCCUCCGCGGCACCCCCCGCUGAUCUGAAACGCUCUGUGCUUACCGCUUCAGGGGGCUCUUCAGACGCGGCUGUAACUCGUAACGUAAGGGCUGUGUCAAACCCUCUCGGCGCUCUCUCUGUCGGUCCCGGUCUGGCUCCAGAGCAGUGUGACUCCACGCAGGUCCGGGCAGACGCUUCUUUAAAGGGAGGCAAGGUAGCGGCUAGGCAGUGCGUGUCCUUUCUGCUCGGGGAGUCGCAGCCUGUUCCCUCAGGGGACGAGGGUUUGGGUGGGCAGCGCCACGAGAAGCAGCUCUCUGAUCUCAGGGGGGUGCUACCCACAGGUGCAGACACUGCAGGGAACAGAGCAGGGCUUGCUGACAGGCUGGAAGCAGGGAGCUGCCCAUCGUCAAAGCUCUCUAGGGGCAGCACAAAUCCCAUCCAGAACAGCAAGGCCGCUGCUCAGGACGGUGUGGAAAUAGGCAGUGCGAAUACCGAGCCCUGCACGAAGGGUGGCAAACACUCUGCAUCUCUCUCAGAGUGUAGUAAUAGCCUCUUACCAGGGAACGGAGCUGAACGGCCGCCUUCCUCGGCGAGAGAGCUAAAUGAGAAGCAGGAGACCUUGAGUGAAAAGAGAAGGGAGGAAUGUACACCCACGUUAGAGCCCCGGGCGUCUCCAUUUGACAAAAAUGACUCAUUUUCUCAAGCAGAAUGUACGAAACCAGCCCCGGGAGCUCGCACGCAGCCCCUUCGGGAAGCCGAUGUGGGAAGGGCUGGCAGCGAGGCGUCGGUCACGCCGAAGCCAGCACCACGGCUGUCUUUAACACUGAAGAAGUGCCCACCGGUUUCUCAAAGCGAUGAGUUAAGUGACGUGCCUUCGUCAGCUGAGGGUGUAAAAUCUGUGCGUGGGCUUUCAUUGCAUAACGAGAAACCCUCGGAUGCUCGCGGAUGCCUCCCCCCGAGUGGCUCACUGACAGCUCUCACUCCAGCAAUAAAGCUCAGAGCUGACAGCAGUAACAGGCAUUUAAAAACCGAAGGUGAUGAUGAUUUAUUCGACCGUCUCACAAAUCUGAGGUCUGCCAUUCCGGUUACUGCAGACCAUGGUGUGAAGCUGCCUAGUCUUCCAGUUAUUCCAGAGGGAGGCUCCGAUGACGAGCUGCUGGGUGACUGUCAGGAGAACUGCGGUGUUGCUGCAGGUGAUGAAAAUGUUCUGGAGGCUGGAAAGCUGUCUGUAGGUGCAGUGCCUCUGCGUGAGGAACUGAAAGAGAGCUCUGGUACUUCUGCUGCAGCCGGAGCAACGCUGGCGGCUCCGGGAGGAGGAAAUGCUCCUGGUGUUUGUACGCCACCUGCGAGGGUGCAUGUGCACGGUGUCAAUAACCAGAGAGCCGACUCAGGCCCACGUAUGGCAUCUCAUUCCAGGGAGCGCAGUGGCCGUUUUGAGACACAGGAAUUAAAAAUAGGUGCUGAUGCUGAGGAGCGUGCAGAGAGUGACUUCUCUGAGCCUUCUGUUUCCUCUUCCUCUCUGUCAAGUUCUUCACAGCCCUGCUCUACCUUUCGCUCCUUCUCCUCUGGCACCCCAAGUCAUAGAGCAGAGUCUCCGAAAAAGCCAACAGCAGAGGGCUUCGCAGAUAAAGCAGGAAUUUCUGGCAAGAAGAAGCUUCUUCAGGCAUGGGUUUCACCCUCUGAAACGUAUCCUAACCAAACUCAGCAGGGUGGUGAAACCAUGUCUCCUAAGCACAGACUCCAUCCUGUGAAGCCAAUGAAUGCCACAGCAAAUAAGUCCCAAAGUAAAAACCUGAAUGUCAUCAGCACUAUGAAUGAAAAGCUGAUUGAGAUGAACGUAAAGAAAUACGAUCCUUCAGAUCCUGCCUAUGCUUAUGCUCAGCUUACACACGAUGAGCUGAUCCAGCUGGUCUUGAAACAGAAGGAUACGAUUAGCAAGAAGGAUCUCCAGGUGCGGGAGCUUGAAGACUACAUCGAUAACUUGCUUGUCAGAGUCAUGGAAGAAACCCCAAACAUUCUUCGUGUUUCAACUUCGGGAAACAGAAAAGCUGGAAAGAUGUAAAAGCUCUCUGGACGUUGAACAAAGAACUGAAUUCCCGCCAGCAGAGUUUGAUUAAUAAGGAGACAAUGUGAAGUAGGUGGUACCGGUUGUGCUGCUCACACAAAAUGACCUCUUUCCUGUUUCUGCCUUGAGCAACUAUCACUUUGGUUAGUGGUUACAUCAGGUCUUGUACAGGGAGUCCAGAAGUAGAAUCAACUUACCAUAUUUAUUUUUUUGGCCUUUUUCCAUUAUUUGGGAAGAUUUGUUCAGGCAUCUAGUCCAAAGGAUGAUUGCGAUAGGAAGGUUGAAGGUUUUCUUUGAUACGUUUUCCUUGCCGGCAUUGCUGAUCCUUUAUGAAGAUUUUUUCGUAGUUCAGUUUUGUAGCUGCUUUGAUAGAUCAAUUACUCCUCUGUCCACAUCUUAAGUUAUAGUGCAAUAUAAAAUCUUGUACAGUAGAGCUUGAGGAUUUGAUUUUUUUUUUCUUUAUUGUUUUGAAUAACUACACUGGAGAAGUCCAAAGAUGUAAGCUUCAGAACAGGGCUGCAUGAGCUGGACUUUAAAAGCAAUUAAGGCCCUAAAAGUGGAAUGCAAUUUAAACCAUGGACUGGAAAGUAAGGAACAAAGCUAAAUUAAUGACAUAAUGUAAAUAUGGUUUCAAAGCAGUUCUCCAAGGGGAAGGUUUACAGGUGGUUUUUGGUCAAGGAAACACUGAGAUGUCAUGGUACGUUUGUCUACCAUAGGAAUAAGUAGUAGUAAUGCAUUUGGGCUGAAGGCACCUUAAAUUGGAAGUUGUUCUCCUACAGGCUUCAAAUUCCCGAUUCAAAGCUUGUUCGGAGAAGGAAGAAGGCAAAGGUACAUCUGGUUUCUGUUCCGUAUUCUUAAAUAGGGAUGGAUUUCACUGUACACGUGCGUGGCCUGUGUCACUUGCUUUAUGAAAGUUCAGUGAUAAUUUUGGUAUUACACCGUUGCAGUUUAGUGAAUCUAAGCGCCUUGGAUUUUGGAGCUAGUGCUUACCUUGGAACAACCUUCUGAGGUGAUCAGUCUUAAAACUUUCUUAUAUUUGUUACACAGCUAUCAAAAGAACCAAAUUGCCCUCCCCUUGGGAUGGGAACAGUUAAAAUUCUAGUGCUCAAAUCUGAUUUGGUUUUCUUUGUGACAUGAAGCUCGCAAUGGCAUAAAAAUUUAUGUAGCUGAAAAAGAGUACUGGUUUUGCAAGACAAUCAGAUACCUCGGUCUGCUUCCUUAAUUUGUGGCUUCUUUGCAGCUCAGUAGAGACAGGUAUGUUCUCCCCAUCUCAUCAGGCAGAAAAUAACGGCAUAGCACUGUCAAGCAGCCACAACAGGCUUCCUCUACUGAAAGUUAAAUGUGGCUUUUUUGUGGCGAGCUCUUGCCAAAGAUAACAAAUCAGAUGUGUCUUUGCAGCUCUUAGAUUAAUCAGGGUUGUGAGAGUCCAUCAGAAAUUUAGAAGAAAGUUGAAAUAUCAAAAGAGUGAGUAGCAGAGAACCAAAGUAAACGCUUCUGCCUUCUGAAAUUGAGAUAAUCUAUUUGGUUACUCCAGACGUAGCUCGAAAGGGGUGAGUUUCUAAGGCAAUUUUCCUACAGUAAAGCACUUUAAUGAGGGACUAGCUGGAUUAACUAUUAACCUCUUAGUAGUCUUCUUACUGGUUUCAUAAAACACUGAAAGCUACUGGAGACUUCUCAAAUAGUGUGUUUUUGUAGUGAAGAGAAGUUUAAUAUAUUUGCCUAGAGAUGUACACAUUUAUUGGAAAAUUCAAAAAAUGCCGUUAAUUACAUUCUGUUACUGUAAACUGGCUAACUACCAAAGUCUGGCCUAGCAAUUGAAUCUUUUCUGACAGAGCUCUCCUUCAUGGGAAGCUUGAUUUGAAACAAGCCUUUUUGCUUUAAGUGUUAGGAGUCUUUAGGUACUUCUUUACUGUACCCUCUUCUGUGAAUGAAGGGUCCGAAACACAGAAAUUCUUGGUGGCAUCUUCAGGUCUGGGCUGAUGGUUUUAAUUUUGAGCGGUGCUGGUUGGCAUUACUGGAAAUUGAUGCUGCUUCUCGUGCCUUGAAAUAAUGAGGAAGAUGAAGAAAUAAUUUCAGUUUCUUCCUUGUGCCUCAGUGGAUCUCUGGAAAGAAGUGGUUGCCCGUACCUCAUUAAUAAAUUUGUCUUCUAGACUUUUUUCCACAACUUUCUGGUUUUCUACUUCAAUCAGAAAAACCAGUAGUGCAUUUGAACAAUGGCAUAAAGUUCAAAAUCAAAAAUGGUAUUACUGGUAGUCAUAACUGGACACAUGCUAAGGAAGACUUGGCUUGGUUUUUGCUGUCCUUCUUUUAAAAGAAUAAGGGUACUACCAUGUGGCUGCUGAAGUCACUGUGACGCUGCGUAUGAUGCUCUUGGAGCACGGAUCUCAUGAAGUUCUUACAGUGGAUUGAUUACAUGCAUUCCUUUUGGCAAGAAUAUGUAUCUCGAGGUUGUAUACACACAGACAGAAUGGUAAUAUAUGCUAAUAAUAGUCUCCUUAGAGACGAAGCCUUAAAACUUGUAAUAUCCUCUCUCAGUAGCCUUUUGCUAGGUUCAACUUUGUCCAUUAAGGUGGGCCUCGGGUUGUCUGGCUUUUGCACCUUGGGUGGUUAUCUCCUGUGGUCGCAGGCCUUGCUGCAGGGUGGCGGUCCUGUGCAAGCCACGCUUCUACUUCCAGAGCUGUGAAAACACAGCACAAAUCUCGUACCUCAAUCUUUUAUCAGCAAUACUAUUUAAAGCCUUUCUUUGGCAUAAGGGGACAGGCAUUUUAUGCUCAGCAGGGUGCUUCACGCUGACUUUAAGGGGCCUAAGAAUCAAGUGUAUUGUUUUAUUAUUUUAUUAUUGAAGGAUUUGAAAAUAUUUUUCCCCGUUCAUCAUACUGUCUGCUUUUAGCCUGGGUUGCUGUUUGUUUUUAAAUGCCCUUUGGUUUCAUGGAACACUAAAAUAAAAGAUAUCUCAAUUCCA
Messenger RNA from Cygnus olor (mute swan), 7197 nucleotides. RefSeq names its product RAB11 family interacting protein 1 (gene RAB11FIP1). Gene Ontology annotation, biological process: regulated exocytosis. Gene Ontology annotation, cellular component: intracellular membrane-bounded organelle. Lineage: Eukaryota; Metazoa; Chordata; Aves; Anseriformes; Anatidae. Bases 57 to 4232 code for a protein of 1391 amino acids. The transcript has 6 exons. Gene Ontology annotation, molecular function: small GTPase binding. The record is from RefSeq and is a predicted model, not a curated record.